AUGACAGAAACGUCAAAAAACCUCAAACUAGACUUUGAUGAAAGUGCAGACGAGUUUGAUCCCGCGAGUGGACUAGACGCACCCCAGGUAGAUCCAUCUUCAGGUGCCCAUCGCCGCCAAUCGAGUGUCUCUGGUGGUCUUCACAGAGACGCAGAUGGUGUACUCAAGAACAGACCCGAGAAACGAAAGCGUAGCCGCGUUACUCCGGAGCAAUUGGUCGAACUCGAAAAAGAGUUUGCUAUCAAUCGAACACCGACCGGCGCACAGCGUAAAGCAAUCUCGGAUCGACUUGGAAUGCAAGAGAGACAGACUCAAAUAUGGUUUCAGAACAGACGAGCAAAGGCAAAGCACCAGGAGCAAAGACCUCCUUCACCAAACCUAAACCCGCUUGAUGCGGCUGGCCUCCCAUCCUCUGCGCAGCUGGAAUCGUACAUUGCACAGCUUAUCCGGGAAAAAGAACGUCAGUAUACGGUCACUUUAAUUCCAUGCUCUGACCUCAAGAUUGGUCAUUGGACACGUAUCAACCCUUCGACACUGCAUUACGAGGUGCUCGCCUACACGUCACAAGCUCGGCAGUGCAUCUCUUGGUUUAUUCGUUCAUCCGGUCUGGCCUUCAAGAUUGAAGUGCCAUUCAGCAUUAUUCGUUCAGCGACCUUGGUGGACGUUAGGGCCCCGACCCUGGUGACUUUGGUUCUCGAACUCAACGCCGUACCGCGAUUCUUUGUACAGCAACCCGAUCUUCGAAUGCGCCCUGGCGAAACGAUGGACGACGUCCGGAAGCGAAUUGGGAUCGCUCCGCAUCUUCCACUGCCUCAGAUCAGCGCUACUCCAGGCGAAUGGGUGGCGAGCAACGACUGGACCCAGAACCAGCAAGCAACACGCGUCCUCCGACACGAACUCACGGGUCCACGCACUUCGAUCCUUCCAGGCGUCCGCGGAUUUCCAGCGGCGUUUGGCUUGUUCCAAGAGGAUCAACAGCUGUACCAUGUCGCUUCCCAAGAUGAUGGGUCAUCAGCAUAUGGCUCCGACCUGUUCGAGCGACGCUCAACUUCGCCUGGCGCGUUUUGGAACGACCCUCACACGCUUGCCGCGAUGCGUACCCCAAGCUCUUAUUCGGGCUAUGACUCGAGCUUGACAGAUGCAUCUUCUCAAUACUCUCUCGGCUCCUUGGUCUCGGUGGCCAAUUCGGGACAUACACCCGUCUCUUCAACACAUGGUACUCCAGCCUUUCACGACUUUGAGGCAUUGGAUCUAAACGAUGAAAUGCCCAUAAAUCCAAUUGCUCAACCAAUGCCCAUCCACGCGAACCCACACUUGCCUCUACUCGAGAACCAACGAGCGCCAACGAACCAAUUGUCCGGUACGGCUGACCUAUCAGAGUUUCCCGGCUUCGACUUCGGCGGCGGCGAUCCGACUUCUACGGGUCUGUUACCUCAGUCGGGAUUGGACCCGGCGUCUUUUGGGCUUAGUCAUCCACAAUCCCAGGGUCAGCUGUUCCCUGGCUUCCACGAUACAACAGGGACGGGGACGGGGGUCAGUAUCUCCGGAUAUGCCCAGCAGCGAGAGAGUGAGCGCCGUAUAUCGGAUGCUGCCGUGCUAGGGAACCCACAAGCCAGCUUUGACUUUGGGCUGGGAACAGGUGUGUCCAACUAUGGCACGUAUUCCGCCAACGGGUUCAAUGCUGCUGGAGGGGCUGGUGCGGUCGAUAUUCCGUUUGAAGUCGAUGCGACGUAUAGCUCGUUGAUGGCUGCCUCUUCCGUCAGUGCCUAUCCACAGACUCAGGGUGCACAGGGUGCAGCCGGCUUUGGAGAUCCGUCGCUAUAUCUCUCUGGAGCAAGUACGGGACCGUCGCAGGGCUUCGCUCCCGAGGCUUUCUCCCAGUAUACUCAACCCCAGCCACAGCUACUUCAACAAACCCCAGCAGGCGCCUCGCUUGUACCAAAUGGUUCGCAGCCCAGCUCACGCCGUAAUUCUGGGUACUACCAGUGA
Molecule: messenger RNA, 1989 nt
Organism: Serendipita indica DSM 11827
Lineage: Eukaryota; Fungi; Basidiomycota; Agaricomycetes; Sebacinales; Serendipitaceae
Source: the annotation of a GenBank genome assembly